AUGACCGUGCCUGCAGUUGAAAUUGCCACUUUCACCGCGAGCGAAGCAUACAAGAAGGAUCCCACCGUCAUCCUUCCAGCUCUAAAGCUGCUUCAAGGCAUCUCCGGCUGCAUUAGGCACAUCCAGGACUCGUCGCUCCUCUACCUUGUCAUCUUCUGGGAGACGCUCGACCAUCAUCUCGUCUACAUGAAUGACAAGGAAGAGUAUCCGAAACUCGAUGUCGCCCUCCAGCUCGCCAUCGAGAAGCCCCUCGGUCUGUACCACGUCCGCUUCCCGAUGGACAUCCAGCCCGCGUUCGACGCGCCCGUGACGGAGAUCGCGCAGUGGACCGUCUCUGAGGGUGCUGACCUCAGUGCAUUCCAGGGUAAGGUUAAAACGCUCAUUAAUCUGUUCCACUCGGGCGCACCAAGCGAGGUCUUCCUUGGUGGUCUUGGCGAGGUUGUUGAGGGAGAGAGGAAGCUCUCGGUCAUCAUCGGCUGGCACAGCUUGGAGCGGUUCAACACUGUAGUUUCCAGCAACCAGCCGUGUCUCGAAUUGAUAACGGAGCUGAGGAAGCUUGGAGAGCCUGAGCUCAAGCACGCCAGUCUCCAUAAGUACAACAAGGUCUAA
This is a messenger RNA of Phanerochaete carnosa HHB-10118-sp, 609 nucleotides long. RefSeq lists its product as uncharacterized. The coding region runs from base 1 to 609 and encodes 202 amino acids. The transcript is spliced from 4 exons. The record is from RefSeq and is a predicted model, not a curated record. Lineage: Eukaryota; Fungi; Basidiomycota; Agaricomycetes; Polyporales; Phanerochaetaceae.